CUUAUAAAUGGCGCCCAAGCAGGACCCGAAGCCCAAAUUCCAGGAGGGCAAGCGAGUGCUGUGCUUUCAUGGGCCCCUUCUCUAUGAAGCAAAGUGUGUAAAGGUUGCCAUAAAGGACAAACAAGUGAAAUACUUUAUCCAUUACAGUGGUUGGAACAAAAAUUGGGAUGAAUGGGUUCCAGAAAGCAGAGUUCUCAAAUAUGUGGACACCAAUUUGCAAAAACAGCGAGAGCUUCAAAAGGCCAAUCAGGAACAAUAUGCAGAGAGCAAGAUGAGAGGGGCUUCUCCAGGAAAGAAGACAUCUGGUCUGCAGCAGAAAAAUGUUGAAGUGAAAACCAAGAAGAACAAGCAGAAAACACCUGGAAAUGGAGAUGGUGGCAGUACCAGUGAGACACCUCAGCCUCCUAGGAAGAAGAGAGCCCGGGUAGAUCCUACAGUUGAAAAUGAAGAAACAUUCAUGAACAGAGUGGAAGUUAAAGUAAAGAUUCCGGAAGAGCUGAAACCAUGGCUUGUUGAUGACUGGGACUUGAUCACCAGACAAAAGCAGCUUUUUUUUUUUUUUUUUAAUCUUCCUGCUAAGAAGAAUGUGGAUUCCAUUUUGGAGGAUUAUGCAAAUUAUAAGAAAUCUCGAGGAAAUACAGAUAAUAAGGAGUAUGCUGUCAAUGAGGUAUAAAGGAUUGUAGCAGGGAUAAAGGAGUACUUCAAUGUAAUGCUGGGCACUCAGCUGCUCUACAUUGAGAGACCACAGUAUGCUGAAACGCUUGCAGAUCAUCCUGAUGCACCCAUGUCCCAGGUGUAUGGAGCGCCACACUUACUGAGAUUAUUUGUGCGAAUUGGAGCAAUGUUGGCCUAUACACCUCUAGAUGAGAAAAGCCUUGCUUUAUUACUGAACUAUCUACAUGAUUUCCUUAAGUACCUGGCGAAGAAUUCUGCAACCUUGUUCAGUGCCAGUGAUUAUGAAGUGGCUCCUCCUGAGUACCAUCGGAAAGCUGUGUGA
This is a messenger RNA of Arvicola amphibius (Eurasian water vole), 997 nucleotides long. Its product is annotated as mortality factor 4-like protein 1. Gene Ontology annotation, biological process: chromatin organization; regulation of DNA-templated transcription. The record is from RefSeq and is a predicted model, not a curated record. Lineage: Eukaryota; Metazoa; Chordata; Mammalia; Rodentia; Cricetidae. Gene Ontology annotation, cellular component: nucleus; NuA4 histone acetyltransferase complex.